AUGGUUUGAGCCAGGGUUCCACCUUUGUUGGAGUCUGGGGACCAAACUGUAUGAGGCUACACAGGUUGGUAAGAGGAGCCGCCUUCCUGGAAGGGGAUGAGGCCAGGAAGGAGAUUACAGAGGCGCCGGGCCCAGGGCUCCCAAUUGCACCUGCCGCAGCUCCGACAGGGAGAUCAGGGGGCCUGCCAACUUACCCCACCCCAUGAUCUCAUAGCUGUGUUUGCCAGGCGCUUGCUCGGGGAGCAGGUGCUGACAGCAUGGAUUGGGCACAGAGCCCAAGGACAAGAAGGGAACCCUAGCCAGGCCUGCCCCUUCUGGCUGCUCAGUCCUGCUCAUGGCCCACCCCUCCCACAAGACACCACCCCGGAUCUGCCCCUCUCCUUCUUCAACCACCACCCAGCCCUAGUGCCUGAGACAUCCCAAGAGAAGACACCUGGACAGCCCACCAGCCAAGACUCAGCUGGACUUCCUGGAGAGGACGACCUGGCUCAAGGGUAG
This is a messenger RNA of Odocoileus virginianus texanus, 498 nucleotides long. The record is from RefSeq and is a predicted model, not a curated record. NCBI's taxonomy places the organism in Eukaryota, Metazoa, Chordata, Mammalia, Artiodactyla, Cervidae.